AUGUCGAUGCUAAGAAGACCCAAAUGGUUGGUAUGGCUGAUCUUUCUGUGGCCAAUAGUGUCAAUCGCGGCACAGCAAUCCGCCGGAAGACGAUAUGGAGCUUCCGGCGGAGCCCUUGUUCGGCGCCCUCUGACACGCCAGAUAGUGAUGCAGUGUGCUGCACCGUACUUUCCGAACGGAGAAGCCAAAAUCCGGAACCGUGGACGAAUGAUUCGGUUCGAUUGCACGAACGGUUUCAAGCUGGUCGGUAAUCGGUAUUCCAACUGCCAAAACGGACGAUGGGACACUUCGGUUCCGGUGUGUGUCAAAUCCGGAUGCGAGUCGCUGCCGAAGGUUGAAUCGGGCUACGUUCUGUACGAGUUGAAUAAAGCAUCCGCUUGGUUGUCGUGUUUCGAGGGCACGGAGUUGGCCGGUUCGAAGAAGACCUACUGCAACGGUACGCACUGGGACCGCCCGUUGGGUGUCUGCCGGCAGACGGGCCAGCUGACGCCAACGAUGUGUGAUUUCGAAACGGAAUCGCUCUGUGGCUGGACCAACGACGUCUUGCACGAUUUCGACUGGAAGCGCAGCGACGGAACGCUCAACCCGCGUGCUUUACGGACUGGCCCGAAGUACGAUCACACGACGAUGCAACCGAAAGCGGGCCACUUUAUCUUGGUCGACUCGUCGGAACAGUUUACCAACGAAAGUGCGCGCUUCGUGUCGCCACUGUUCGAACCAGAGUACGGAGCUGGGGCGUGCUUUCAGUUCUACUAUCACAUGUACGGUGAAACCGUCGGUUCGCUGCGGGUGUACGUUAAGCCGAUGAGCAGCGAUCUGUACGACCUGAAGCCCCUGUUCCUGCAGGAGGGCAACCAGAAGAACGUGUGGCACGAGGGGCACGUCGAUAUACCGCGGCAGGAAGAGCGGUUUCAGAUCAUCCUGGAAGCUUCGCUCGGAAACCGUUACAAGAGCGACAUUGCGAUCGACGAUGUGAGUUUGUUGCAGGGCGACAGUUGUCGGGUGGCAGUCGAAGACGGGCUAGAUCCCGAAGAACCGCCGACGGACAGUGAAAAGGUGCCGGUAAAAAUUGAAUCGUGUGAAAAUCGUUGUGGCAGCAAUAUGACGACGAUCCUGAACGCGAACGAUACAAUCGUGCAUUGCGAUUGCCACGAUGAGUGCGUGGCGAGUGACACAUGUUGUCCCGAUUACCGUGAACGGUGUGUGUUUGGGGUAGUGCCGAAUGUGACCAGCAUCAGUGUUUCGACAUCUACAACGGUCAGAAUUCCAGCGACAACUACAACGAUACGGAGCGCUACGAGUACGAUAGUUCCGCCAAUAACCAGUUCCACUACUCCCGUUCCGACGACGCCAUCGACGACGAGCACCACCGUAAAAGCUACCACACGACCCCUAAUUAUCGCAUCCGUAACAACCAUCCCGACGACGUCCACUACAGCCCAGAAGAAACCUGCAUUCGUUGGGCUGGUCAAUUAUAAACGAAUGCAUGCAGUGAAUGAAACCACAUGGUACGAAACGACUGUUAGACCGACAAACCCGAAACGAACAACUUCCACAUCAGUUCCUGAACCGAAUGAUGUUGUCGAGCUAGCCACCUCUGUGGAGUCGGUGAAAGUUCUACCGAUUGCCAUUCCAGCCUUCGCCACGGAAAGUAUUCCAUCUUCGAAAGGAGUGCCGAUGUAUUUCAUCUACGCCAUUCUGGCUACGCUGCUGUUCAUGGCUAUCCUAACAUUUACGGUGUACCAGCUCCGCCGGUCACGGUCCGGUGUGCUCGCCCGGUUGAAGGAGAAAUCGCAGAAGAAGUUUGUCGAAGACAUCCGCUUUCUGGCGGGCGAUGAGGAUCUGGACUUUAACAUUACCCUGGGAAACGAAGUGAUCGAGGACGAGGCAGCGGAAAGCCCCGACCGAAAACGUGGUAAGCAAAAGUCGGUGGAAACUUCCAAAGUGAUUCAACAAGAAACUGGCCGUACCCAACGGGAUGCCGACGACGCGUCCGAUGAGCACGAUUACGAAGAUCUUGAUUCAACGGACGACGAAAAUGGACCAGCGAACGGACCGGCGUGCAAACCGUCUACCAACAGUGGCAGUAGCAAGGCGAGCGGCAAGAAACCCUAUCAAAAAUAUGUUAAAACAUACGACGAGGAUAUGCAGGCGACCUUACUGUGAGCGAUAAGAGCGAUGGUGGCGGUCAGUGGCUGGGAGCGCCAGCGGACAUGGUACUUGCGUGGCGCGACGCAAUGGGACAUCCCGAUAAGACGAUGGUGGACCACAACAGGAAGUUUGAUGUGCAAAUGUGCGAGAUAAAAACACCCGGACUGAUCUUGAGCGAAGGGGUCGUAACGCAGUGCAGUUCAGCAGCGAUGAAUGCCGCAUCGUGCAUGAACUAAGGUUGUCGCUUUAUGGCAAUAAUUUCACUUAAACGAUGUCAGUUAAACCACACACGUACGUUGUAAUUUUACUUUAAGUGUAUACUGCAUUGAGAGAAUAA
Messenger RNA from Anopheles cruzii, 2488 nucleotides. RefSeq lists its product as uncharacterized. Lineage: Eukaryota; Metazoa; Arthropoda; Insecta; Diptera; Culicidae. The coding region runs from base 1 to 2166 and encodes 721 amino acids. The transcript has 3 exons. Gene Ontology annotation, cellular component: membrane. The record is from RefSeq and is a predicted model, not a curated record.